Trichoderma reesei QM6a is the source of this 1134-nucleotide messenger RNA. It is a transcript of the gene pkac2, whose product is annotated as cAMP dependent protein kinase 2 catalytic subunit. Bases 1 to 1134 code for a protein of 377 amino acids. The transcript is spliced from 3 exons. The record is from RefSeq and is a predicted model, not a curated record. NCBI's taxonomy places the organism in Eukaryota, Fungi, Ascomycota, Sordariomycetes, Hypocreales, Hypocreaceae. Gene Ontology annotation, biological process: peptidyl-serine phosphorylation. Gene Ontology annotation, molecular function: ATP binding; cAMP-dependent protein kinase activity. Gene Ontology annotation, cellular component: nucleus; cAMP-dependent protein kinase complex.
AUGGCGGCCACUCUUGCUGAGGCACAGCCGGGAAUUGCUGCGCUGGCUACGGGCACGACCUCGCCCGGCGAUCCCUCGACCGAUCCUACGCUCGAACCUCUACCACCAACGCGCAAAUUCAAGCUAUCCGACUUCAAGCGGGUGCGGACUCUGGGCACUGGCACGUUUGCUCGAGUGGUUCUCGUCCGCCCUGCCAAUGCCACAAAGCCUCUAGAGGAAGAGAAGAACCCUGAGGUGUAUGCUCUCAAGAUCCUCAAGAAGACGGAGGUGAUCAAGCUGAAACAAAUCGACCAUGUGCGCCACGAGCGAGCCAUCUUGGCAGAUGUGGCAGGGCACCCCUUCAUCACCAAUCUGCUGGGGUCAUUUUCCGACCACGACUGCUUGUACAUGCUGCUCGACUACGUCCCCGGCGGCGAGCUUUUCAGCUAUCUGCGGAAGUACCGCCGGUUCGACGAGCCAACUGCGCGCUUCUACGCCGCCGAGAUAGUGCUCGUGCUGGAGUUUUUGCACGAGCAGCAGGGGGGCGUGGCCUACCGGGACCUGAAGCCGGAGAACCUCCUGCUGGACCAGGACGGGCAUAUCAAGCUCGUCGACUUUGGCUUCGCCAAGAGGCUCGGCUACAAGGACGACCGGCCGGUGGAGACGUACACGCUAUGCGGCACGCCCGAGUACCUGGCGCCAGAGGUAAUUCAUAACAAGGGCCACACGACGGCGGUGGACUGGUGGGCGUUGGGCAUACUGAUAUACGAGUUCUUGACGGGCUACCCUCCGUUUUGGCAUCAGAAUCCUAUUGAGAUUUACAAGCAAAUCGUCGAGAAGCCCGUCGUCUUCCCCCAAGAGCCAGUCAUCUCCGACGAGGCCCAAGACAUCAUCCGGUCCUUUUGCACAAUCGACCGCUCCCGGCGCCUCGGCAACAUCAGCGGCGGAGCCGGCCGCGUCAAGGCGCAUCCCUUCUUCCGCGGCGUCAACUGGGACGACAUGCUCAGCCGCCGGCACCGCGGGCCCAUCAUCCCACCCAUCCGCUACCCCGGCGACGACCAGUGCUUCGACGUAUACCCGGAGGAUGACGCCAGAAGCACCGCGUACACCGUCGAGAUGGCGAACAAGUACGACCGCUACUUUGAAGAUUUUUGA